Oncorhynchus kisutch (coho salmon) is the source of this 3748-nucleotide messenger RNA. RefSeq names its product major facilitator superfamily domain-containing protein 4A. Gene Ontology annotation, molecular function: D-glucose transmembrane transporter activity. The coding region runs from base 1958 to 2374 and encodes 138 amino acids. The record is from RefSeq and is a predicted model, not a curated record. Lineage: Eukaryota; Metazoa; Chordata; Actinopteri; Salmoniformes; Salmonidae. The transcript is spliced from 6 exons.
ACUGCGAGUUUGACAGGUUUAGAAGUGUGACGUAACUGGAAGACAAACAACAGGUUAUUAACUCAAUUUACUAACGAUGUGCAGGCAUCCCAACUCCGCCAGCCAAAUUUAAAUAACUUCAGGGGGGUUGUUGUCGGCGCACGUCAAGGUCUCCUUAUAACCUUCGUCUCAAUUCAAUUAGAUGGUUUCCCUCUCUUAAACAGCUCCAGUGCUCGUCACGGCAACAACGAGAUGUUAGUAGAUUAUCUGGUCUGGGCUUUGUUCAAGCGCCACUGGCACAUCCUGACCUACUGGAGCGUGUUCUUUAGUUUCGGGCUGUGUAUUGCGUUCCUGGGGCCGAACAUCCUGGACCUGAGGUGUCAGACCCAGUCCACUCUGCAGGAGAUCUUCUUCUUCGCCCAACAGCUCUCUCUCAUGCUGGGGAGCGCCCUGGGAGGAAUCUUCAAGAAGAUGUCCUGCAUUUCUUCAUAGGGCUGGGUGCGUUGGUGAGUCCCCUCGUAGCAGACCCUUUCCUGUCUGAGGGGAGUUGUGUUCUGGGGGGACAUGACAGCCAACUCCUCCACUGACCCCCAUCACCUUCGCAGCUCCCUGGCAGGCAAAGGGACAACCCCAUUGCACAAGAUAUCCCACCACUUCCACCUCCAGACAGAGGGCAUCAUCAUCACCACCAACAUCUCCUACUCAUUCUGGAUCAUGUCUUUUUAUUAAUCUGCCUGUACCUGUAGCAGUGUAUUUGUUGAUGUACCUUGAGCGGCUGUUUCCCUGCUCCAACCAAAGCCCUCGUUUGCUGGACAAGGAGAAAAACUCAGAGAAGAACGAACAGGACCACAACAUCCAGGGUAAGACGCCUCUCACCCAACCCAAGGGUAAGUCUAACAAUACUCCCCUCACACCACCACAGGAUAAGACACCUCUCACCCAACCCAGGGGUAAGUCUAACAAUACUCCCCUCACACCACCACAGGGUAAGACACCUCACACAUUCACCCAACCCAAUGUAAGACCCCCCCCCCCUAAAAUAUCCACAACAGCUGCCAGGGUAGAACCCCAUAGACACUACAGCCCCAACUCCAAACGUCUCACCAACUAAAACAUGGCUAGUGCUUGGCUGGAAUAAAAGCCUGAACACUGUAGCUGUCCAGGGCUGGGGUUGAAGAACCCUGAACUAAACAUGUAAUUCUGUACUGUAAAUCCAGGUCACUGUGGUUUGCUUGGCUGCUGUAACUGGUGAAAUGAAGGAUCGCCCCGCCUCUUACUUCCUCCUCUACAUUCUGGGUGGAGCCGUGCUCUUCAUCACCGAUGGCGUCAUUGUGAGACUGAACUUUGCCACACACACACACACACACACGACUGCUCACUGUCAACCUACUAAUUCCUGUUUGUUUAACCCAGGGUUCCUACACAGGAUUCAUUUACACAUACGCAGUGUCUCCUCCCCUCUCUCAGCCAGCCAUCUUGUGUGGCAAUCUGACCAGUGUGUUCUGGGCAUCUGUCACCGCGGGCAGACUGGCAUCUAUAUAUCUGUCAUACAGAUACACACAACAACGACUAAUCAAUGUCAGCCUGGUACAGACACACUUCUGUUUUUGUAAACUAGUAGUGUGUGAGUGUUGAAGUGAGAAGUGAAACGGCUUUAUAUGACGCGUCUGAGAAAGACAUUAUUGGAGAGAUGAUCAGAUAUUUGAGACUGGUGUAUAUUUUAAAACAGUCAGGUGGAUACAUAGAGGUCGUUAUUGCACACUCGUACAACACACACACAUACAAUGUGAAGAGCACGGAACCCAGUUUGAAUUCAAAUAAAGUCAAACAAGCAUUUAGAGGUAGAUUACACAUGGUAAAUAUUCUGAUGUCCUCCUUACAACUGUAUUUAGAGAGAAGGGCAUGAACAUAUGAUAACCAAAAUAAAUAUCUGUACCGCUCUCCUGCUCUCCUGCCCUUCCCUCUAUUUCAAGUGGGGAUGAUAGUGGUGCAGUGUCUGCUGUUGAUCCUGUACUCCAGCCAUGUGUUCAUCUUCAUGGGGACGUGUGUGUUGGGCCUCUUCAUCAGCAGUGUGUUCCCCUGCAUGGUGGCCCUCACAGAAGAUAUGGUCAACUAUAAAGGUUGUGUCACUACAGUCCUGGUGACCAGUGCUGGUACGGGAGAGAUGGUUCUGCAGCUUCUCACAGGACAGUUGAUCCACAGCAAAGGCAGUUAUAGUUUCCUGUUGGUUAGUAUGAUCUCAUCCUGCAUCGGAUUCACUGUGUUCCUCAACCUACUCUACAUUCAACAGCUACACAGGAGCUCCCAAGCAGCUCUCGUCAACACCCAGAGACAGUCAAGUUCAACCCAAAGACAAUCCCUUCUUACCCAGUAUCCACCCUCAGAUCAAACAUAAACUCAGAUGGUUGAUUCAGAUUUAGCUGACUAUGGAUACUUACAAUAGCCUAUCCACUCAGAAAUCAGCUGUUUGGAGUUAUUUUUGUAUGUUAGAACUGGGAAAUGUUAUGCAGUAGCUGUCUGAAUGACUGUGGCAUUCAUAAACUAGGAGUUGGAGAGUAGAUGUUAACUUUGCUUGUUUGUGUAUUGAUAAAGCAGUGCUUGUUCAUGUCUUUGUCUUUCUAAAUGCUGUCUGACAAUGACACAGUGUAAAGCCAUGAACAGCAUGAGACCAAAGCCUCCUCCAUUGACAUGCUGCUUCUAUAAACUCACGUCAGCUGGUAUCCUGCUGGAUCCUUGACUAAUCCCAGUGUCUUAUAAAGAGCUUUAAUGUAGACAAUGACCCUUGUGACUCAGGUGGAGCAAUGGCAUGAGGAGAAAUGGAGUUGCUAUGUGAGCAAGGUGUGGGUGUUGUUUCCUCACGGGGCCAUCGCUAGAUAAAAAGUGUGCAUUUUUUUGGCGGAACUCCGUCAGGGUCUCAAUUUACUGUUGAGUUAGAUUAGUAGAAUGAAUACACAAGGUGCAAUUUUGAAAUUUGGUUAUGCAUCAGCAGUUUCUCUUAUGUCAGUCACUCAAUUAGCCAACCAAAUCUUGCUUAGGGCCCCCAAAAGGCUAGGGCCGGCCCUGCUACCUCAAACACUUGUGUCACGGGGCCAGCCUUCCAAAUCUCUUGUUGACUUGUGAGAAGCUUAGUCUUCCAGGGCUAAGGAAACACAGACAAGGUGACGAGAUAUUUGUUUUAUUUUAUAGUCUCACGUUAUAAACGUUUCCUACUUCUCAAACAUACACACGGCUGCACCACUCCAAGACAAGUAGCAUGUAAACCUGUAAAAAGCAUGUUGAACUAAAAUAAUUUACAGAUGGUCAGUUUGAAUGACAAAUGGUCAGUUUGAAUGACAAAUGGUCAGUUUGUCAUUUAACCUAUAAAAGGAAGGGGAGGGACAAUGACCCAAAACACACCUCCAGGCUGUGUAAGGGCUAUUUUACCAAGAAGGAGAGUGAUGGAGUGCUGCAUCAGAUGACCCGGCGUCCACAAUCACCUGACCUCAACCCAAUUGAGAUGGUUUUGGAUUAGUUGGACCGUAGAGUGAAAGAAAAGCAGCCAACAAGUGCUCAGCAUAUGUGGGAAAUCCUUCAAGGCUGUUGGAAAAUAAUUCCAGGUGACUACCUCAUGAAGCUGGUUGAGAGACUUCCCUAAUAUUAGAGAAAGGCAGAUUAUCCACUCGUCAGGUAUCCCACUCACCGUUCUCUUACUAAUGAUGGGGAUUUGGGCCUGGUCCAGGAAGAGCAGUACGUCCUUCGCAUCUGCAUCAUUGAAGAAAAAAUCCUUGUC